UGAAGAUCUCAACACCACCGCAUGUCUCUGCUACAACUGCCGAGUGAAGCCAAACCGCCUCUAGUUACAAACUUUUGUCGCUUUUACGCACCAUGGUAGUUUGCUAAAAGCGCGUAAAACACGCAGACAAAAGCGCAUGCACCUCCUGGAGAAGAUGGAUUGUUGGAAAAAGUUCGACUCGACUUGUGCUCCGCACUGAAACACUCCCUGGGAUAGAAGAGGGAGGUAAUGCCGUGCAAACUUCUCCAAACUUUUCUUUGACUCGGUUCAUGGAGUUUUCGCGUUUUUUACGCGUCGUGCGGUUAAUGGUGGUGCCAGCGCUGCGCUAGUUUACAGGAAUCAGACUCCAGGCAAAAGUUUUCCUCGGACAUAAAGAGUGGAAGAAGCUCUAUUUGGACGUAAAAGAGACAACAGAGAAGGUUGUGACAGAAACUGAAGAUCAUCAUGGAGACAUCAGCUCCAACAGCCACUGAGAAGAAGGAGUGUAAGAGUUCAGGUUUGGAUGGAAGCAGCUUCUCAGAAAUCCCAAAGAAGCCAUCGCCCACCACUCUGACCAGAGGUGCCCACCCUCUCUUCCCCACUUUUCACACACCCAUCCCCAUCGACAUGAGACACCAUGAAGGACGGUACCAUUAUGAGCCACACCCACUCCACGCCAUGCAUGGACCUCCAGGACUGACGGGCAGCCCAGUUAUCUCAGAUAUUUCUCUGAUCCGUCUAUCGCCCCACGCUGCACCCGGGACAGGUGAAUCUCCAUUCAGCCCUCCACAUCCGUAUGUCAGCCCCCACAUGGAGCACUACCUCCGAUCAGUUCACAGCAGCCCCACCCUCUCUAUGAUCUCAGCGGCCCGAGGACUGAGCCCUGCUGAAGUGACCCAUGAACACCUGAAGGACCGUGCGCUGUUCAGCCUCCCCCCUCCCCCACCAGGAGCCAACCCCACAGAGUACUACCACCUGAUGGCCAGCCAGAGAAGUCCCUACGGUGACCUGCUGAUGCAGAGUGGAGCAGCAGCGGCCGCAGCAGCAGCCGCAGCGGCUGCAGCUCAUCUACCAGAUUACAUCAGUCCAGUGGACGUCUCACGUUUCUCCAGCCCACGUCUGACACCCCGGCUGAGCAGGAAGCGGGCGCUGUCCAUCUCCCCGCUGUCAGAUGCCAGCAUUGACCUGCAGACGAUGAUCCGCACCUCGCCAAACUCACUGGUGGCCUACAUCAACAACUCUCGCUCCAGCUCAGCAGCUAGCAGCUCCUAUGGGCAUCUUUCAGUCGGAGGCAUCAGCCCGUCAUUCAGCUUCCCUCACCCCAUAAACCCAGUGGCGUAUCAGCAGCUCUUGUCCCAGCAGAGGGGUCUAAACGCUUUUGGCCACACACCUCCUCUCAUCCAACCGUCGCCGUCGUCUUUCUCUGCUCGCCAACACCCGCUCACUGCCUCACCAAUGUCCACCUCCCACAAUAGCUCCAACUCUGAGGCCAACCAGAAUGCCAGUGGAGACCCAGCAGUCAGUAGUACGGUCAACCCAUUGAACACCAAAAGAUCGAAGGUUAAGACGGAAGCAGAAGGUCCACUUCCCAUUUCACCAUCCUCUCAGGACCUUGGUGGGGGUAUCCUGGACCUGAGUGAGGAUCUGGAUAAAGACGAGUGUAAACAGGAGCCUGAGGCCAUCUAUGAGACCAACUGUCACUGGGAGGGCUGCACCAAGGAGUAUGAUACCCAGGACCAACUCGUACAUCACAUCAACAAUGAUCACAUCCACGGGGAGAAGAAGGAGUUUGUGUGCCGCUGGGAGGAGUGUUCCAGGGAGCAGAAGCCCUUCAAGGCUCAGUACAUGCUGGUGGUCCACAUGAGGCGCCACACGGGGGAGAAGCCACACAAAUGCACAUUUGAGGGCUGCUCCAAAGCUUACUCUCGCCUGGAGAACCUCAAGACCCACCUCCGAUCUCACACUGGGGAGAAGCCGUAUGUGUGUGAACACGAAGGGUGCAACAAGGCCUUCUCCAAUGCCUCAGACCGAGCCAAGCACCAGAACCGCACACACUCUAAUGAGAAACCAUAUGUUUGUAAGAUUCCUGGCUGCACGAAGCGCUACACUGACCCCAGCUCUCUCAGGAAGCACGUAAAGACGGUCCACGGACCGGAGGCCCAUGUCACCAAGAAGCAACGAAGCGAUGUGCCUCCAAGACAGCAGCCACCCAAAGGCAAUGGGGAGAAUGACACAAACUCUAAACUUGGUGCAAGAGGCCUGGAUGGCAAGAUUGAUUCCAACAGCACAUCUAGAGGAAUGGAGGACUGCCUACAGGUGAAAUCGAUCAAGACUGAGAACUCCAUGACAUAUCAGUCGAGUCCUGGCGGCCACUCUUCCUGCAGCAGUGAGCCGUCGCCUCUCAGCAGUGCCAACAACAACGACAGCGGGGUAGAGAUGGCCAUGCACAGCGGAGGCAGCUUCGGGGACCUUAGUGCACAGGAUGAGUGUCCGAUGGUCGACUCCACUGUUCCCAUUGGGGGACAGCAGGCUGGUGUGGGGCUACAGAUGAGGAAAGCUAUGGGUCAUGAUGGCGGGGUCACUAUCAAGCUGGAGAACAUCAAGAAGGAGAGGCUGAAGACUGUGAGAGAGUCCUGUCCUUGGGUCAACUCUGCACCACAGCCACAGCAGGGCCAACGCAACCCUAUGAAGCUGCCUCCCAUACCUGCAGUCGGUUCCUUGCUGGAAAGCUCCAAUGUAAUGAGUAACUCAAGUGGUUCAUACCCCAGCCAGCGCAUGGGCGACCUGUCUUCAUGUGAAGUGACACUGCUGAACCAGUUAAACGAGCGCAGAGACAGCACCACCAGCACCAUGAGCUCAGCCUACACCUUGAGUAGGCGCUCAUCUGGUAUUUCCCCAUGCUAUUCCAGCCGCCGCUCCAGUGAGGCAUCCCAGUUUGGUGCCAACCGUCACAACAACAUCAGUUCGGCUGACUCCUAUGACCCAAUUUCCACAGAUCUGUCUCGCCGCUCCAGCGAGGCCAGCCAGUGUGGAGGUGGCGGUGUCGGUGGUGGGAGUGGAGGAGGUCUCCCGAGUAUCCUUAGUCUGACACCAGCUCAGCAUUACCGGCUCAAGGCAAAGUACGCUGCUGCCACUGGUGGAGCCCCACCAACCCCUCUCCCCAAUAUGGAUCGCAUGAGUCUAAAAACCCGUAUGGCACUAUACAGUGACUCCCAGGAAGGCUUAUCGCACUCAUUACAUCAGCCUCUCUCUGGAACUGUGCCUCGGAGGUGUAGUGAUAUUGGGUAUAGCAUGCAUAGUAUGAUGCCCCAUGAGGUACCAACUAACCUCCCACGCCGUGCAAGUGACCCAGUGCGUCGUCCCACACUGGACCCUCUCUCUCUCCCAAGGGUUCAGCGCUUUAACAGUAUGAACAACAUGAACCCAAUGAUUGGUCCGUCAGCUGAACGCUACCAGUCUCUGGCUGCGCAGGGAUACACACGCUCUGAUGGCAGCUUGCAACGCUACCCAUUUGCCCCCAGGCCACCGAGCAUUUCUGAGAAUGUAGCCAUGGAAAACAUGGCAGUAGAUGGGAUGAUGACAGGAGUAGAGCAGAGUGGAGAGGAGGACAUGGUACUGCCAGAUGAUGUGAUGCAGUACCUCAGGUCCCAGAAUUCUGGGCCUUCAGGACACAACUCGGGGCAAGUGGACUAUCGUGCCAACAAUCAGACUCAGGGCUACCAGACAGGAAUGCCCCCACCAGCAUCAUAUUAUGGCCAGAGGAGGAUGGCCAUGGUGGAUGGCACCAUGGGUCAGUCUGGGCAGGACAUGCAAUCAUGCCAUAUGGGCCCAGGCAGCUCCCAGCAGCCUUUCUCAGCACCAUCAAACAAUAUAAACAAAAAUAAUAUGCCGGUGCAGUGGAACGAGGUGAGCUCAGGGACUGUGGACACAACAACCAAGCUCUCCAAACAGCAGCAGCAUCCUCUCAGGGGGAACCUAGCUGUUGUCCAGCAAAGGCACAACUUUGGUUCCUUUCAGGGACAAGGUCAGAGUCUAGGCAGCAACCAACAGGUAGUGCCUAUGAGUCAAAACAUGUCUAUGCAGGCUUAUGGAAACCACAGCAGCCAGAGGCUGAUGAACAUCUCCCACCAGCAGCACCAGCAACAGAGGCAAUUCAACAAUGCAACCUUUAAUGAGCAAAUGAGUCCUCAGCAAGGGUUUGGCCAAGAGGCAAUCCCAAAUUCUUUGUCUGGGAGCACUAGUGUUCGACUUAAUAGGAAUGGGAUGGCCGAUCCAGAACUGCAAAGUUUAAAAGCAAGGACUGAUGGGUAUUCUCGUGUGAACCAAGUAGACCAGCAGCAAAAUUACAGUGUUAUCUCCCAGCAACAGCAGCAUAGUGCCCAUAAUGUUGGCAGAGGAAUGUUACAACCCAGGCCCCCCACAGAGCCCAAGUCCACUGGAAGACAACAUGCAGGAGCAAGUAUGAUGCAACUGAGCCAGACACCCAAGUCAUCUGCUCUGAGCCCCACUCGGGGUGCUGACACCUCAGAAGCAAGCCCUAAAAGGCCCAGUGGUUCCAUGACCCACACCAACAACUCUGAAAACCCAAACCCUGCUGUUUUCUACACAGGUCAGAUCCGUAUGUUUGAGCCAGCUUCUGUUGCAUUUGAUGCCCCUGUGUCCCACUGCUCCAGCCAGGCCCCUGCCAGUAACACCACUGCUGCAGCCAACAUGGCUUCCCCAGGAGUCAACCAAGUCUCUAGCAGCACCGUGGAUUCUUCCACGGGUGGAUCUGGUGGCACAGAGCAUGCCCAGAUCGACUUUGACUCCAUGCUGGAUGAUGGGGACCACUCCAGUCUUAUGUCAGGCACUCUGAGCCCUGGCCUUCUGCAGAGCCUCUCCCAGAACUCCUCACGUCUCACCACCCCUCGCAACUCUGUCACCCUUGCUUCUGUACCGGCAGGGAUUGGCAACAUGGCCAUCGGGGACAUGAACUCUAUGCUCACAGCCUUGGCUGAAGAAAGCAAGUUCCUCAACAUGAUAAGCUGAGAGCAAUCAAACACCUCAUCAUCCAUCCAGUCUUAACCAUUUCUGCAUCAGGAAUAUAUGGGAUACAUAAGAAAGCACUGAUUGAAUAAUGCAAAACUGUCUUAUUUGUCCACAAAAAUAGCCUGUAUUGUUAUAUGAGCUUCAAAUUUUUAUACAUUUUAAAGUGUAACUCCAAGUAUACUUAGGGUUAAGGACAUUUUUUUGUCAUUUUAUUGUUAAAAAGCCAUACAUCAUAACGACAAAUGCAUAUCCCAGGGGAUAUAAAUGUAUCUGCAAACAAUUGCCAUUCAGUAUUUACUGGUGUGUUAGCUCUUUACAAAAUUGUGCACUGAAACAGUCUACAAGGUACCUUGCUGAGAUUGAAUUUUAGCAUCUGAGUACAUGACAAGAGUUACCAGUUACCAUGAUGUGUAAAUAAAAAGUAUUUUCUCAUGAAGAUGUUUAUGUGUAUAGAUAACACUGUAUGGUACUGCUUUAAGUUAAGCUGUAGACUUUUGAUGUUUAAACUAGGGCUGUCAACAUUUCAGAUAUAUUAGACACAUACAAAUGAAAAUUGAAGUAUUUCUGACUUAAAAUGUACAUUUUUUUGCCUUAUGAAACCAUAUUGAUUUCAAAAACAUUUCUCACAUCAAAAACUGGAGUGGUUGUGUUACCUUUUGUGUGCUAAAAAAGCAGCUACAAGUGCAGAGAUUUGAAAUACAACCUGGCAUACACUGAAAUUUGAAAGUUCAGUCAGGAACACUCUCAUCAUACAUUGAAUCAUUUUAUUAAAAAAUGGAUACACAGUUUUUCUUGGCAGAGAAGGUCCUGCUCAAAAGAUGCUCCAUGAGUCAAGCAGCAUGUUUUGACUCUCCAGGGAGCGCAUAGCUAGAAACCUCCAUAUAGAUGGAUACAUUAAUGACAAUGGGAACUCAGUACAAUAUAUUAGUUCAAAAACAACUAAUCCAUAGGAGCAUGAACCUCAAUAUGAGGGUGCAACAAGCUUUAUGCUAUGAAUGAGGAGGCCUGGAUGGAGUAGGUUAUGAGGUGAUGAUGGCUGAAGUGAAGGCUGGCCACACACGUCAUGAUUUUAGGCUCGAAAUUAGACCUGAUUUGCCUUCCUUUAGGAUUGAGAGGUUGUGUCUCAAGAUUAAGUUAUUCGCAAAUGAUUAUUUGUCCAAAUAAUUUUCAAGUAUGUGGUGUCCACACAAAUAUUUCACUACUUCCUAAUGUGCCAGACUAACUUUGAAUCACAGAUAUCAAACAUAUUUGAUAUUCAACGUCCUAGGUCAGCCUGCCUCUGGUCAGAUAUGCAAUGAGAGCACAGAGUGCAGUGUCACUAACUGGGUGUUAUGUAGUUUUAAAGCUUGCAAACUUGCAAACAAAACUGGACCACCAGGGUUUUACCCUGAUUCUUUUCCUUGUCUUUUUUUUUUUUUUUUUUUUUUUCGCUGCAGUGCAUGUCAGGGCACCCAGAAUUUCCCUUCUGGGGAUCAAUAAAGUAUUAUUUUAUCUCCUAUCUAGCCAAGGAUUUCAGUCAUCCCCCAUUUUUGUAUUUCUCUUACACAUUUGAUCAUGAGUUUCUAUGAGACCUUAGGUAGGUGCCAAAGCCUACUAAACCAAAUUCCUAUACGAUGCUACUUUAAACAGAGGAAGAUGGGUUGUUAACGCUUCAAACAAUACAUCUAGAAAUUCAUACAUGUUUUUAAAGGAAAUAAAGCUGAAUUUAUUGAAAUUGUAGACAUCUAAACUUAAUCUGGCUUUUUGCUGCGUUUCAGAGUCUGAAAUUUGAGAUUUUUAACAUCUUACCUUGUAAACAACUUCUGUGUUUUGAGUUUUAUUGUAUAAAGGUUGUUUGUGAUUCUAAGAAGACUGCAGAAAAUUGUCCAGGAAACUUGUUGAAUGUUAAUAGCAAUAAAUGCUGUUAGAUAUAGAAUACUGAAACACUGACAGCCCUAGUUUAACCACCUGGUUGUACAUCAUUAUGUUCCACAGAUAUUAAGUGCUUGUGAUCAUGGUUUCAGCUCUCGGGGAUGGUAAAGCAAAUUUACAUUUCCUUCUUCACCCUGUGCAUCAGAGGCACAACUCUCCCCGGUCCAAUCUCACAAGGGUAAAUGAUUGAAACGGACAAGGAUAUGCCUCUGUGUUAGUUUAUCAGAGCACAUGAACCCCUGUGUCUGAUGAGGAGCAUUCUCUAAAAGAAUAUACAAGUACCUCUGUGUGUUCUCAGCAGAGAUCCAGCCCUAAUUAACACAUUCAUACCAACCCCCCUUCGCUGCACCCCAUGCUUCCCCCGAGCUCUGAUGAACUGCAGAGAGUCCAGGAAGGGACACAGACUUUGAUUAUUAAAACUCCUCUUUCUGACUGGAUUGGCAAACUAGUCCUGCCAGUUCCUCAGUUUUAUUAUGUUUGCUGAAUUUCUAAGUAGCCUUUAAAAUGUUUGUGUGUAUGCUACCAUUCACCUUUACUAUGCUCAGUGUGUGUGGGGGUUUGUGCGAGUGUGUGUAUAUAUCUUUUGUACA
Molecule: messenger RNA, 7508 nt
Organism: Cheilinus undulatus (humphead wrasse)
Lineage: Eukaryota; Metazoa; Chordata; Actinopteri; Labriformes; Labridae
Gene: gli2a
Product: GLI family zinc finger 2a
Exons: 14
Coding region: 445-5007 (1520 amino acids)
Biological process (GO): smoothened signaling pathway; regulation of transcription by RNA polymerase II
Cellular component (GO): nucleus
Molecular function (GO): RNA polymerase II cis-regulatory region sequence-specific DNA binding; DNA-binding transcription factor activity, RNA polymerase II-specific
Source: RefSeq, a predicted model, not a curated record